Linum trigynum is the source of this 6930-nucleotide messenger RNA. Lineage: Eukaryota; Viridiplantae; Streptophyta; Magnoliopsida; Malpighiales; Linaceae. The record is from the annotation of a GenBank genome assembly.
GAGAAGAUGGGUUUCAUCCUCAAAUAUCUUAUAAUGCCUCCUUUUGUCCAGCAUCAAUGCGCAGAAAAUUUGUUACUCAAAAAGAGUAUUAUGCUUUUAGACUUCAGUAUCGAUUGAAUGAGGGGCAUACACUGGUUCAAAGUGGCAAGGCAUUGCAACAUUACUGUGUUGAUGCAUUUUCAACAAUUGAACUCAAUCGACUGGCAUUUCUUAGAACUCAUCAAAAAGAUUUAAGAGCAGAAGUUUAUCAGGGGUUGCAGGAUGCAUUUGCAAAGGGAGACAUGGAUGGAGAAAAACUUGGAAGAAUUAUAAUGCCAUCAUCUUAUACAGGAGGACCAAGAUAUAUGCAGCAACUAUAUCAUGAUGCAAUGGCAACCUGUCAACAUUAUGGUAACCCAGAUUUAUUUGUUACAUUUACCUGCAAUGCUCUUUGGGAAGAAAUUGUUGACGCUUUUGCAGAUAUGAUUGGACCAAACAGCAAGUUGAAGCCUAUGGUGGUCUGCCAUGUGUUUCACAUGAAGCUUGCCAUAUUAAUUGACCAGUUUAAAAGAGAAUCAUAUUUCGGAAAAACGAUAGCCAGUGAGUUACCUGUAGAUGACCUUUCAUUUUAUAAAAUUUCUUUUAUUAUUUGAAUGAGCUAUCAAGUUCAAAUGAUGGACUGUUUUUUCGAAGUAAUCUACACAGUUGAGUUUCAGAAGAGGGGCCUCCCACAUGUCCAUAUGCUUAUAUGGUUAGCCAAAGAGGAUAAGCUAAAUUCAACAUCUGACAUUGAUGAGAUGAUUUCUGCAGAGAUACCAGACCCCAAUCUAGAUCCAGAAGGGUAUGCUGCAGUGGUUAAGUUCAUGAUUCAUGGACCUUGUGGUGUUAACAACCCCACUUCACCAUGUAUGAAAGAUGGUAAAUGUUCGAAGUAUUUUCCAAAAGAAUUCUGUUCAGAAACUUCUUUCGACAAGUUUGGCAAUGUCGUGUACAGAAGAAGAAAUUCAGGCAUACAUGUUCAAAAAGGAAAGGCAAUGCUGGAUAAUAGAUAUGUCGUUCCAUACAAUCGGAACUUAUUGGUUAGAGCUCAAGCCCAUAUUAAUGUGGAGAUAUGUCACAAGGGAGGGUUAGUGAAGUACUUAUUUAAGUACAUUACUAAAGGACCAGAUAGAUCUCUUAUUGUUGCAGAAGACUCGACAAGCUCAGUUCGGGUACCAUCAAAUAUAACAAAAAAAAAAAAAAAAACAAAGACGAGAUACAAGAGUUCAUUGAUUGCAGGUCUCUGUCCUCAUACGAAGCUAUAUGGAAAAUCAACGAGUAUUCUAUACACCACAGAGAGCCUAAUGUGGUUCGACUUGGUGUACACAUGGAUGGACAACAGAAUGUUUCAUACAAGAGAAGGUCAAAUAUCCAAAAUGUUUUGCAAAAUCCAAGGGCAGGUAAAACUCAUCUUACAUCAUGGUUUGAACUUAACAGACAUGAUUGUAAUGCAAGAAAGCUUACAUAUGCUCAAAUACCAAAUUCCUUUACAUGGAAUGAAGAAUACAGUGAAUGGACUCCAAGGAAAAGAGGUUUCGCAAUAGGAAGGAUAGCUUAUGUUCCUCCAGGAAGUGAUGAUAUAUUCUUUCUUAGGCUGCUAUUGACCAAAGUAAGAGGAGCAACAAGCUUCCUCAAUUUAAGAACAAUACAAGGGGAGGUUUGUAGUACUUAUGAAAGAGCAUGUCAAAAGUUGGGGCUUCUGUCGGACUCUUCAGAAUGGAUUCAGGUAUUACAAGAAAUUGCAGCAUCAAGUAUGCCACACAUAAUACGGACUACAUUUGUUUCAAUGCUGAUGUUCUACGAAAUACCUGAUCCUAAUGCUCUAUUUGAAUCUUCAUGGAGGUUAAUGAGUGAAGAUCAUGUUCAUUCUCUUCGUAAACAGCUGCACUCAAAAACUUUCCAGCCUUCAGAUGAGAGACUUAAGAAUUGGGUGUUACAUCAGCUGGAAACUUUACUGAGGACUUAUGGUUCUUCACUUCAGCAAUUACAUAUCCCAAGACCGACAGAUUCAGAACCUGACGAUGGAUCAAAUCCUCUGAUUAAUGAGCAUCUUAACUUUGAUGAUGAUCAACAAAGGUUACUGGCAAAUACUAUGGUUAGCAAACUGAACACAAAACAGCUAGAGGCUUUCACACUCAUUAUUCUCUCUAUCAACAACAACCUUGGCACUUCAUUUUUCCUAUAUGGCCAUGGAGGAACAGGCAAGACUUUUCUCUACAAUGCAAUCAUUGCAAAAUUAAAAAGUCUUUCCAGAAUUGCUAUAGUUGUUGCCUCAUCUGGAAUAGCAGCCACACUACUACCAAACGGCACAACUGCUCAUUCAAGGUUCAAAAUUCCACUUCAUAUAGACCAUGCAUCUACAUGUUCCAUAAAGAAAGGUACUCAUUUAGCUGAGCUAAUACGUGCAGCUUCAUUGAUUAUUUGGGACGAAGCACCGAUGACACAUCGAAAUGCAUUUGAGGCUAUAAGCAGGACGUUUUGUGAUUUGAUGGACAUACCACUAUCAGGUCCAAAACACAAGUUGUUUGGAGGAAAAACAGUAGUCUUUGGUGGUGAUUUUAGACAGACUCUACCAGUAAUUUCAGAUUCAGGAAGGGAACAAACAGUUGAUGGAUCCAUCACGAGGUCGUCAUUGUGGCCCUUUUUUAAGGUGCUCAAACUGUCAAGGAACAUGAGGCUUAAUGAUUCACAAGAUAAUAGAAACCUGGUCGGCUUUGGAAUGAACUUUGGGGAGUGGAUUCUGGCGCUGGGAGAUGGAAGGCAUCCAACAAAAUCCUUUAUGGCGAACACACCUUCAGAUUGGAUUGAGAUACCACAAAUACUCUUGAUAUAUGCUGGAAAAAAUCCAAUCGAGUCAAUCAUAAAUGACAUAUAUGACGCAUUUGAGGAACAACACAUGAGCACAGAUUACCUAAGUGGAAGGGCAAUCGUUACUCCUACUAAUGCAGUUGUGACUGAAGUGAAUGACUUCAUGUUGCAAAAAAUUCCUGGACAUUGCCGUUGCUACUACAGUUCAGACUCUAUGCAACUUGAUACAGAGGUACCUCAGCUAUUUGCUGAAACUUACCCAACAGAGUUUUUGAAUGCUCUUCAGUUCAAUGGUGUUCCAGAUCAUGAAAUAAGACUUAAGGUUCACACUCCAAUCAUGUUGCUGAGAAAUUUGAGCCCACCAAACGGCCUAUGCAACGGUACGAGGAUAUUGAUUACGAAAUUGGGGGAAAAUAUAAUUUUUGGAAACAUCAUGGGAGGAUCUUUUGACACAAAAGAGGUUGUUAUACCACGAAUAGUACUCAACGUAGAAGACAAACGCUGGCCCUUUAUACUGAAGAGGAGGCAAUUCCCAGUACGUUUAUGUUAUGGGAUGACUAUAAAUAAGAGCCAAGGUCAAACUCUGGACAAGGUUGGAGUCUAUUUGCCUAAACCAGUAUUCAGUCAUGGACAGCUUUAUGUGGCAGCAUCAAGAGUAAGAUCUGCAGGUGGUUUGAGAUUCUUGAUUGAAAAUGAAGAGGACAUUCCAGCCAAUUACACGAGAAACAUUGUAUAUUCAGAAGCCUUCACAGAUAUUUCACCUGGUUAAUUUUGCAAGCAUCGAAGAAGCUCGAAGUGAUUAUUAUGAACUCUCCCAACUUUUUGAAUUUUGCGCCUGGGAAAAUUUGUUCUUCUAGUUCUUGCGUUGUUCUUAACAAGAGACAUGUUUUGUGUUUUUUAUUUCGAAACUCAAAGCUAUAAAGCAGUCAUGAGUUUUGAUCAGUUAACAUCGGUUCGGACUAUCCAGAGAAAACUUAGAAAGAAAAUCGUUGAGCCCAACUGAUACAACUUGACAGAACAAUGAUCGUAGGAGCGUAUUGUAGCCUUUUCUGUAAAAAGGGCUGAUUCAACAGUUAGAACCCAUUGCAUAUCAUAUAGAGCCCAAACACGAUAUCAAGGCCCAAACAAUCGAUCCAAAAAGGACUUACCCUAAGUUAACCCUGGCUUAUAUAAACUACCGAUUGUUUUUUAUGCCUUCUAGAAUCGGCCGCGCAGUCAAGAUACAAAAAAAAAAGGGAAACCAGGGUCUCGAAGAACUGGAAGCUUUCUUCUACCCAACAGAUUUACAGUUGUAUUUGUAUAGUACAACUGAUACGUGAGAUUCCGUGGACCCACACAAAAUGGACCCGAACGAACUGAAAGGUAAAUACAUUGAAUCUGGAAAGAAAUCCAACAAACGCAUCUCGAUUCCUAUGCGAGUUUUUUCCAUUCAUUAUUUAUCGAUUCGUCUUUAAUCGCGUUGCAGAGUCCAUUGAUUCAAGCAUGUGCUUUCGGGGACUGCGUUUGGGAACAAACAAUCGAACCGUUAUAGCUAGACAUGUCGUUACAUGGACUGAGUUCCGAGAAGUGCCUUUAUCCACAUGGAAGAAAAGGACACAUCACAUGCUCUGGCUUGACAAAAAGGUUUGACUCCAGAUACCCCAACCAUAUUCAUAAAUAUUCGUCAGAGCAUUUGAUUCAGUGUUAAGACAAAAGAACUUGCCAAUAUACAAACCCUACACAUCAAUUAACCUACUGGCGAAUGCUAAAAGAUGAAAAACUCUUGACAACAUAUCUAUCUACCAUUGACUUUACAGAACAAGCUGAUCGAAGCUCAGGUUGAAGAAGAAGAUGCAGAUGAGGUUUUUAAGAAAAUCAAGGUUGGCUGCCUGCAUGAAGUACAAGAUAUUGUAGCAGGUCCAGCAAGGUCAGUGCAACGCGUUGUCCAUCGAGAGUUCCGCCUGCUCCUCACUUCAGAUCAAAUUAGGAGGCAUAUUGAAGAAGGAAAUGGACCCCAGCAAUUCCCAACAGGAUCAUACACAGCAGCCGAUUUUUCCAUUGUGCCUCAAACAUCAAAAGACUUUGUCUGCCAUUCAGGUAAAUAUAUGUCUCUCUAUCCAUGAUUAAGAACACCAUUAAACAAAGCAUAACAAACAUUAAAUCUGUAGAUGUUACAGGAUGUGUUAGAAGACUAACUCAUCCAGAAACAAUUAAAGGAAGGAUUCAGAAAUUCGACCUGGUCAUACAAGAUGUCUUGUAUGCUCUUAGGAUUGCACACUUUUUUUUACUUAGUAAAAAUGUAUAGUUAACACAUUGCUUUGCAAUCAGUGGGGAAAAGGCUUAUGUUGAAUACAGUGGCCAUGACAUUGAUGAUUUUCAAAAGCAUGCUCCAGCAAUUGAGGCAAAGUUACCAUUGAUUGUGACAAUCAAAUCAGUUAGUAGAGUAACUCCUAGACAUAACAGUAAGUACCAGCAUGAAUUUCGAUCCACAAUUGCAAGUAAGCUCAUCAUCCAUUCUUAUCAGAACUGCUGCAAGGAUAUCAUGAACAUGUGAGUUGCUGUAUAUGGGUUUACCCAACUGAUUGGUUCAACUACUAUCGAGUUAGUGAUACUUACACAUUUCUUUUCAACAUGUAGCUUUCUUGCAUGUCGCAAAUCAGUUUACUUCAUCGAUGUUGCUACUUGCAAAAAAACUGAACACUUGCUGAGCAAUCAACUACAAAAGAAAUCGUUGAGAGAGAUAAAAGAAAGGAUGGAGGACCUGUCAGAUUUCACAGAGGUAAACGAACAAACACCAGCAUUGACAUCAGCUGUAUAUUUCCAUCUGUUUACCUGUAUAAUACAUUUGACAGUUUUUGCAACAGGUUACUUACAUGACAUUGAUUAACAUUCCAAGGUUUAUAUACAGAAAAAGCAUCUGCAAAAUUCGUGGAGAGAACACAGGGUAAGCUUUUGACCAUUCUCCCACGUUUACACAUGGCAUAAUAAUACUCUUUGUAUAAACCUAACAAAAAGAUCUUUAUUGCAAGACUCACAUACAAACUGGAAGGGAAAUGUCGCCAAGGAGGAUCUGAAAUAGAUGUGGUGUUUAAGCAUGAAGCAGCUCUGUCGCUUAUUCGUAAGUCACCGUGAGAAUAUCAGUUUCUGAACAAGGACCAAAUCAUCGAAUUGAUCGCAAAGAACUGUAACAAAAAAUUUGCUGCGGAAUUGACCGUCGCAUGGAAAAAGGUGGGGGACAGUGAUUCAGACAUGCAACUAAAAGCGACAGUGCUCACCCUGUGGGAUCGAUCAGCAUUCGAGAAAUGAUGUUGUCCUUCGAAGCUUGCCAUUUUGAUAUCGUGCAAACCACAAAGGCACGAAACUUCUGAAAACAUUUUGUCCUGCUGUUUUCCGAAUCUUCAGUCUCCGCCAUGGAACUUUUAUUAAUUUAGUAGAUACAUCGUGGAAAACAUGGCCACACACCUAACAACAUUCAUGUUUAUUCUGCAAACCCAGUCAAUCUUUUGCAAAUGACGGAAUUUUUUAUGUUUAUGACAAUAUUUAUGUCUAUAUUUAGAACAUAAGGAUUAUGGUUAUAGAUAAUAUUAAAUCCCAUUUAAUUAUGAUAGAAAUAGUAUCCCGCAGUGGAGCGCGGGCUGAAUCCUAGUUAAUGAUUAAAAGAGCCAGCUGGGCCUAGUUGGGUUUGAAUUUUGGGCCUAAGUGGCCAACCCCCUUCUCCUCUAUACCAUGGUCGACCCGUCUCCGAGGCCCCCAUAGUCGGACGAUGCCUCCACCCCUUAGUAUGAAAUUUGGCCUACAAACACUAAGUCUUGGAAACAAGGCGACACAACGAGGUGCCAAACGGCCGGGUACCAAACCGGCAGGGUGCAACUUACCACUUGACGAGGCUACAAAAACUAAGUAUGGAGACGAGUCCACCAUACCAAGGCAGUUACACCCAGUGGCUAUAAAUAGGAUAUAUGAGAAACGAAGACGAGAAAAGGGUUCCACAACCAACCAUUCGACACACUAUGUUCACACCUACUCCUAUGGAGGUUCAGUGAGAGCUCCGAAAAAACAUCAAACACCCUCUCGGUCUAUUGAGAAUAUUAAUUAUUUAGUCAAAAAUAAUUAAUUUCUUGUCCU